CAGAUUCAAGGCAGAUCGAUUUGCCCACACCGACACAGGAGGUUUGUGCUCAGGAUCAGAAGAUACAGAAGGAAAGUAUUCCCAGUGAGGGUGAUGAGGAGUCGGUCAUCCUGCCCGGUAAAGAGAAGCUGACUGAACCCUGGACCAGGUCUGUGGAGACACCAGUAGGUCCGGAAUACAGCAGCAUUACAGACACACUAACUCAGACUAUCACAGUUGGAGAACAUGAAGAAAAUGAGAUGCCAGACGACCUAACUCAAAUUGUGAAAGUUGAAGAGCACAGCGACUACGAAGCACCAGACAGCCUAACUCGAGUCGUAACAGUCGGAGAGCAACUACAAUAUGAGACACCAUCACAACAUGAGCAACCGUUACCAUCCUUUGGACUAUCUCCAGUAUAUACAAAGAAGAAAAACAUGUUUUUUUGUAAUAUUUGCUGCCAGCCUUUUCUUAAAAAAGUCGAGUUGAAAUCGCACCUUGCUGCUCAUGCAACACAAAGUUCACCAAAGUCCGGCAACAAAGCAUUCACCUGCUUCGUAUGCGGUAGAAGAACAGGCACCCGGAGUCAAAUGAUCUGCCACAUGAGAACGCACACCGGCGAGAAACCAUUUGGCUGUCCCAUUUGUGGCAACCGAUACAAACUGAAAGGUCACAUUAAAGAACACAUGAGGACUCACACCGGGGAGAGGCCUUACACCUGCUACAUCUGCGGCCGAAGCUUCAACAGAUCUUCGACCAUGAGCAAACACGCCAGGAUCAAACACAGGGAGUACAUGCCAUUCAAGUGCAUGCAGUGCAGCCAGCGCUACCCUCUGCUCGUCGUGUUAAAGCGACACAUGAAGACGGCCCACGAUGUCAUAUCCUCUGUAUGAGAUAAUGUUGAUGUAGCAACUCUGACUGCUAUUAAAGGCAUACUAUGCAGGAUUUUUCUGUUGCACCAUUCAAAGUUGGCUCCUCCUCCCCGGCUCGAUGGAGCACCUUUGGUUGAGCUACACAGGGCAUGAAUGAGGAGAGGGAGCAACCUUAGUGAGAACAAAGCAGUGAAUCAGAGAAGUAAAAGGUCAUUUUCUGAUGGUUAAAGCGUAAAAUAAACACCACACAGAUGCUAUAUUUCUGAACACUGAUCUGCAUCUUGUUAAAGUCCAGGUGAAAUGAAACAUUUUAACCCUUUAAGAUCGCCAUACUGUACUACUACAUACUGAGUGCCCAAAGGCUGACGCCCAGAAAUGUCCCAAACACAGCAAAAUAAGAAAAUACAGGUGGAGGGCUGCAGGGUCUCUGCACAUACAGAAACCCAACACACUUCUAGUGGGUAUGAGCCACACAGCGAUGCACUGUUUUUUGGGGAAAUCCUGCAUAGUAUGCCGUUAAAGUUCAGAGUUUACACUGGCUCUUACUCACAGAACUUGUCUGUCAAACACUGGGGUGAGUGUUUUCUUUGUAGGUUUAUCUUUUAUGAUUGUAUGUUUGUUGAAGUUGCAGUUGACAUUCUUUACUAAACUAGCACUUAUGAUCCACUGCACUAAUACAUGCACUUAUCAUACUGUUCAGAUGCUCCUGUCGAGUCGUUGUGAUUGCAAUCUGCUUCAAGUCUAACAUGUUACAUGCUCAGUAGAACUAUACACAACACUUAUGUACCAAACACCUAGUUAAACAUCUGCUGGGAAUUAACAUGUGUAUAAAGCUACACAUGUUAAUGUGUACUAGGGCCUUCUUGAUUAUACAAAACUAGUUUUGUUUUUUCAACUUUGUGACUGACAGUUCCUAUGUGACCUUGUUCUUAUUUGCUAGGUGCAAUGUUCUGUAUUGCCUGUGAUGUACUGUUCUGAAAGGUACAAUGCCAAUAAAGUGACAGUACAUGUAAA
Messenger RNA from Morone saxatilis (striped sea-bass), 1865 nucleotides. Its product is annotated as zinc finger protein 90-like. The record is from RefSeq and is a predicted model, not a curated record. Gene Ontology annotation, biological process: regulation of transcription by RNA polymerase II. NCBI's taxonomy places the organism in Eukaryota, Metazoa, Chordata, Actinopteri, Moronidae. Gene Ontology annotation, molecular function: RNA polymerase II cis-regulatory region sequence-specific DNA binding; DNA-binding transcription factor activity.